AUGGACACCUCCCCAGUCGGCGUGCUCCUGUCCUUGCUCGUCCUGCUCCAGUUGGCGGCCGGGGCAGACUCCCUGAGACCCGGGGCGCUGCUGCGGGACUGCCCGGAGCAGUGUCAGUGCGAAUCUGACGGCAGGAUGUUGCUCAAGGUGGACUGCUCAGACCUGGGGCUCUCGGAGCUGCCCUCCAACCUCAGCGUCUUCACAUCCUUCUUGGACCUCAGUAUGAACAACAUCAGUCAGCUGCCCCCGGAACCCCUGCACAGUCUUCGCUUCCUAGAGGAGUUACGACUUGCUGGAAAUGCUUUGACUUAUAUCCCCAAAGGAGCAUUUGCUGGCCUUUACAGUCUUAAAGUUCUUAUGCUGCAGAAUAAUCACCUGAGACAAGUACCCACUGAAGCUCUACAGAAUUUGCGAAAUCUUCAGUCCCUGCGCCUGGAUGCCAACCACAUCAGCUACGUCCCCCCCAGUUGUUUCAGUGGCCUGCAUUCCCUGCGCCACCUUUGGCUGGAUGACAAUGCUUUGACGGAAAUCCCUGUCCAGGCUUUCAGAAGUUUAUCAGCACUACAGGCCAUGACCUUGGCCCUAAACAAAAUAUACCACAUACCAGACUAUGCCUUUGGAAACCUCUCCAGCUUAGUAGUUCUGCAUCUCCAUAACAAUAGAAUCCACUCCCUGGGAAAGAAAUGCUUUGAUGGACUCCACAGCCUAGAGACUUUAGACCUAAAUUACAAUACGCUUGAUGAAUUCCCUACUGCAAUCAGGACACUCUCCAACCUUAAAGAACUAGGAUUUCAUAGCAACAAUAUCAAGUCAAUACCUGAGAAAGCAUUUAUAGGCAACCCUUCUCUUAUUACAAUACAUUUCUAUGACAACCCCAUUCAACUUGUUGGAAAAUCAGCUUUUCAACAUUUACCUCAACUAAGGACAUUGACUUUGAAUGGUGCCUCGCAAAUAACUGAAUUUCCUGACUUAACUGGAACUGCCAGCUUGCAGAGUCUAACUUUAACCGGAGCUCAGAUCUCAUCUCUUCCUCAGACCGUCUGCGACCAGUUACCUAAUCUCCAAGUGCUAGAUCUCUCUUACAACCUGCUACAAGACUUACCCAGUUUUUCAGUCUGCCACAAACUCCAGAAAAUAGACCUCCGACAUAAUGAAAUCUACGAAAUAAAAGUUGACACUUUCCAGCAGUUACUUGGCCUCCGAAUACUGAAUUUAGCUUCAAACAAAAUAGCCAUCAUUCACGCCAAUGCAUUUUCUACUUUGCUAUCACUAAGAAAAUUGGACCUAUCAUCCAACCGCCUGUCGUCUUUUCCUGUAACUGGGUUACAUGGUUUAACUCACUUAAAAUUAACAGGAAAUCAUGCCUUACAGAGUUUGAUAUCAUCUGAAAACUUUCCAGAACUUAAGGUUAUUGAAAUGCCUUAUGCUUACCAGUGCUGUGCAUUUGGACUAUGUGAGAAUGUCUAUAAGAUUUCUAAUCAAUGGAAUAAAGGUGACAACAGCAGUACAGAUGACCUUCAUAGAAAAGAUGUUGGAAUGCUUCAAGUUCAGGAUGAGCGUGACCUUGAAGACAUCCUGCUUGACUUUGAGGAUGACCUGAAACCCCUUCAUUCAGUGCAGUGCUCACCUUCCCCAGGCCCCUUCAAACUAUGUGAGUACCUGUUUGGCAGCUGGCUGAUCAGAAUCGGAGUGUGGACCAUAGCAGUUCUGGCACUGACUUGUAACGCCCUGGUGGUGACUUUGACGGUGUUCCGAGCCCCUCUGUACCUUUCCUCCAUAAAACUGCUCAUCGGGUUAAUCGCAGGGGCCAACAUGCUCAUGGGGGUGUCCAGCGCGGUACUGGCUGGUGUGGAUGCUUUUACUUUUGGCAGCUUUGCACAACAUGGCGCAUGGUGGGAGCAGGGGGCUGGCUGCCAAGUCGUCGGGUUUUUGUCCAUUUUCGCUUCGGAGUCGUCUGUUUUCCUGCUCACCCUGGCAGCUCUGGAGCGCGGGUUCUCUGUGAAGUGCGCAGCAAAGUUUGAAACGAAAGCUCCUUUUUGCAGUCUGAAAGCCAUCAUCGUGCUGUGCGCGCUGCUCGCCCUGACCAUCGCCGUGGUGCCCCUGCUGGGCGGCAGUGAGUACAGCGCCUCCCCUCUCUGCCUCCCGCUGCCCUUUGGGGAGCCCAGCACCACCGGCUAUAUGGUGGCCCUGGUCUUGCUCAAUUCCCUCUGCUUCCUCGUGAUGACCAUUACGUACACCAAGCUCUACUGCAAUCUAGAGAAGGGAGACCUGGAAAAUGUUUGGGACUGUUCUAUGGUGAAGCACGUUGCUCUGUUGCUGUUCACCAACUGCAUUCUUUACUGCCCAGUAGCUUUCUUAUCCUUCUCUUCUUUGCUAAACCUCACGUUUAUCAGUCCUGAAGUAGUUAAGUUUAUCCUUCUGGUGGUUGUCCCACUUCCUGCAUGUCUCAACCCACUUCUCUACAUCCUCUUCAAUCCCCAUUUUAAAGAGGAUCUGGGAGGCUUAGGAAAACAAACCCACUUCUGGACGAGAUCAAAACACUCAAGCCUGAUGUCCAUUAAUUCUGAUGAUGUUGAGAAACAGUCCUGUGAUUCAACCCAAGCCUUGGUAACCUUCACCAGUGCGGGCAUAGCCUAUGACCUGCCAUCCAAUUCCGUGGCACCACCAGUUUACCCAAUGACCGAAAGCUGUCAUCUUUCUUCUGUGGCAUUUGUCCCAUGCCUCUAGCUAAUAUGCAACAGGAAAAAAAAAAAGUCUCUUUUUUCAAAAGCCGAAUACCCCAAAAAAUAUGAGACUGAGUACAUCAGAGCAGUCACACAAAUGAGCGAAGUCAAAAUUAGACUUCUUUAUUAUUUUAAUUGAAUCAUAUUUA
Molecule: messenger RNA, 2872 nt
Organism: Erinaceus europaeus (western European hedgehog)
Lineage: Eukaryota; Metazoa; Chordata; Mammalia; Eulipotyphla; Erinaceidae
Gene: LGR5
Product: leucine rich repeat containing G protein-coupled receptor 5
Exons: 18
Coding region: 1-2727 (908 amino acids)
Biological process (GO): G protein-coupled receptor signaling pathway
Cellular component (GO): membrane
Molecular function (GO): protein binding; protein-hormone receptor activity; G protein-coupled receptor activity
Source: RefSeq, a predicted model, not a curated record